GCUACCAUGCUUAAUGGAAUCAUGUAUUUUGUUAAACCCAGGCGAGGUGGCAUGUGUGCCACUCGCGCUAAACGGAGAGUUGACGGAUGUAACGGGCCAGCCUCCCACAUCCUCCUCCAGCGGGGGAAGUAACGGGAGGAGCUCGAGGACUCGGGGAUCAGAUAGCACGGCACGCACGCGACACCGCCCCUGUAGUGGCGUAAACAGCUGGAAUAGGCAACGAGUCCGUUAGGCAGUAGACUUUAGCGGGCAAUCUGGAGUUAAAGUUUACCGUUAUAACACUAAAACUAGAGUAACUAUAGUGAACUGCCGUAAACGCAGCGUUCCGUUUCUCCUCCUCCAUGGCCUCUUCCUCUCCGCAGAAGACUCCCUCCUCGCCCUCCAAAACUCCCACUCCCAAAUCGCCUCCGUCCCGCAAGAAGGAUGAGACUUUCCUCGGCAAACUCGGCGGCACUCUGGCCAGGAGGAAGAAAGCUAAAGAAGUUUCGGAGUUGCAGGAGGAGGGGAUGAAUGCCAUCAAUCUCCCGUUAAGCCCCACCCCCUUCGAGCUGGAUCCCGAGGACACCAUGCUGGAGGAGAAUGAGGUCCGCACCAUGGUGGAUCCAAACUCCAGAAACGACCCCAAGCUACAGGAACUCAUGAAGGUGCUCAUUGACUGGAUAAAUGACGUCCUAGUGGGUGAGAGGAUCAUCGUGAAGGAUCUGGCAGAAGAUCUCUACGACGGACAGGUGCUGCAGAAACUAUUUGAGAAGUUGGAGGGUGAGAAGUUGAAUGUUGCGGAGGUGACCCAGAGUGAGAUCGCUCAGAAGCAGAAACUGCAGACGGUUCUGGAGAAGAUUAACGACACUCUCAAACUCACACAACGCAGCGUCAAGUGGACCAUCGACUCGGUCCAUGCCAAGAGUAUUGUUUCCAUCCUUCACCUCUUGGUGGCGCUAUCGCAGCACUUCAGAGCUCCCAUACGACUCCCAGAGCACGUGUCUAUUCAAGUGGUGGUGGUGCAGAAGAGAGAGGGAAUCCUACAGUCAAGACAAGUGCAGGAGGAGAUCACAGGAAACACUGAGGCCAUGUCAGGAAGGCAUGAGAGAGAUGCCUUCGAUACACUCUUUGAUCACGCACCUGACAAACUCAACGUUGUCAAGAAGACUCUCAUCACCUUCGUCAACAAACACCUCAACAAACUCAACCUGGAGGUGGCAGAGCUGGAGACACAGUUUGCAGAUGGUGUGUAUCUCGUCCUCCUGAUGGGUCUUCUAGAAGGAUACUUCAUCCCUCUCUACAACUUUUUCCUCACGCCUGAAAACUUCGACCACAAGGUCCACAAUGUUGCCUUCUCUUUUGAGCUAAUGCAGGAUGGCGGACUGGAGAGACCCAAACCACGACCUGAAGACAUUGUUAACUGCGACCUGAAGUCGACUCUGAGGAUCCUCUACAACCUCUUCACCAAGUACAGAGGAGUGGACUAACACACACACACACACACACACACACACACACAC
Engraulis encrasicolus (European anchovy) is the source of this 1499-nucleotide messenger RNA. RefSeq names its product alpha-parvin-like. Gene Ontology annotation, molecular function: actin binding. Gene Ontology annotation, cellular component: cytoplasm; focal adhesion; actin cytoskeleton. Lineage: Eukaryota; Metazoa; Chordata; Actinopteri; Clupeiformes; Engraulidae. Bases 342 to 1466 code for a protein of 374 amino acids. Gene Ontology annotation, biological process: actin cytoskeleton organization; establishment or maintenance of cell polarity; substrate adhesion-dependent cell spreading. The record is from RefSeq and is a predicted model, not a curated record. The transcript has 15 exons.